Molecule: messenger RNA, 2472 nt
Organism: Candoia aspera
Lineage: Eukaryota; Metazoa; Chordata; Lepidosauria; Squamata; Candoiidae
Gene: CNPPD1
Product: cyclin Pas1/PHO80 domain containing 1
Exons: 8
Coding region: 162-1430 (422 amino acids)
Biological process (GO): regulation of cyclin-dependent protein serine/threonine kinase activity
Cellular component (GO): nucleus; cyclin-dependent protein kinase holoenzyme complex
Molecular function (GO): cyclin-dependent protein serine/threonine kinase regulator activity; protein kinase binding
Source: RefSeq, a predicted model, not a curated record
CGGAGGCGCAGCUCACCAAGAGCUGCCUGAUCUCUGGGUAGCUCGGAUCCAGAGGCGGGGGCAGCCAGGCCCCACAGCGACGACUCCCAUAGCCUCUCCGCUCGAAACAGGCAGUCCCCUCGGAAGCCUCGCCCGACACUUCUUCGCGCUCCUCGACCGGGAUGGACCUGGACAAGCUUCUUUUGGACGAGGAGGGCGCUUUCUCCCUGAGCGGCUUCCAGGAGUUCACGUUUCUUCCCAAGCACCAACAGCUGAGCGAUCGUGUACGUAAACGACUUUACUAUGGCUGGGAUAAAGACAGUGCCCUUGAUAACCUCUCAAGUCCAGUUGCAGAUAUCGCUGUGGAACUUCUUCAGAAAGCUGCUCCUAGUCCAAUUAGGAGGCUUCAAAAGAAAUACGUUUCUCAUGUCUCCCGGGAGGCUUGCAUUUCUCCCUGCUCCAUGAUGUUGGCCCUCAUUUACAUCGAGCGACUUCGGCACCGUAAUCCUGAAUACCUACAGCAGAUCUCAUCCUCUGACCUCUUCCUGAUUUCCAUGAUGGUUGCCAACAAGUACCUAUAUGAUGAAGGAGAAGAGGAAGAAGUAUUUAAUGACGAAUGGGGUGCUGCAGGCAAGGUGGACGUACAGACUAUGAACAUGUUGGAGAUGAAUUUCCUCCGUGCCAUUGACUGGAGCCUUUUUACAGAUCCUAAGGAGUUUUUUGAGGUGCUCAGCUGGCUGGAAGGACGUGUGGCUGAGAAGCAGGGUAUUAGACGUGGCUGGUUCACCUACACUGAUCUGUGUGUUUUAUUGGAGCAAACUUUGUGGCAACAGGCUUUGGGUCAAUUCUACCAGCAGGUGGCCAAGCUGGCGUGCAUUCUUGGGGUGGUGUAUCUGACAGGUGUUGCUGCUGUAUUUGCUUCUGCUGCAGUGAUGCAUCACACUGUCCAUGUGAAAAGGUCUGGUCCUACUGCUUUUACCAGCACCAGAGAUGUUCUGGUUUCAUGUCCACCUCUUUCCUCUUCAGCCCAGAAUAUGGAUUGCAAACAAGAGCCACCACAUUUUCCUUCAUGGCCCAGAGUGGAGAAUCAAACCAUUCAAGGUGAACAGCAGCAGAGAGGAAUCAGUGGGGUUUCAGUUGCAGCACUCUAUCUCUGGGGCAAAGUCCUUAAGGCAUUAUCUUAUUCACCAAGCCCCAUCAGCUCCUCGCUUUGCCCACACUGCCAUCAGCCCACUUCCUGUAUGACAGCCAACCACACAGCUUGCACCCACUUUGCUCAACGGUCAACUCGCUUUGGACUUGCCUGUUGCUCCAGCAGCUCAUGCUGGGACAGACCCCUUCGUUUGUCUCCUAAUUGCAAAGACUGGCCAGAACCUCUAGCAUUGCAGCAGUGUCCUUGGCAGGCUUCCCUGGAGCUUGGCAGGUUCAAAACUUUUAUGUUUCCUAGCUAAGGUUGGAGAGAAGGACGUAACUUAGACAUAGGGAGUGGACACCUUGAUGAAAAUGCUUUGGUGCGUCAGAGAAAAAGGGCACAAGGCAGGAAAGGCUAGAGAUGGAAAUGAAGCGCUUGGGAGCCUGUAUUGCAGUAGAUGUUAACUCACUCACCUUUUUUUGAUUUGACUUCAAGACCUUUCUCUUCCCCCCAAUUGACAGUGAUGUUUAAAAAGCUGCAGAGAGUUUAUUGGAAGAAGGCAUUUCAUGUAUGUAAGACUUGAACAGGGUGACGACUGAAACAGUGAGCUCAAAGUCUAAUAUACCCUUCUUCCACUUCAUAUAAGCCAGUUACUUACACUGGAGGCUGGUCCAAGUCUUCCCUCGUUGAAUUGGGUGAGGACACACAAACUAGGACUGCUUCCAUCAGGCACCAUGGAUCCUCUAAGCUUAGCUGUACUUGUGGAGCAAUUUGCCAGGCACACUUCUCAGUAAUGAUCUGGUGAAUAGCAGCAACUCUACACCAUUUAGGUUACCCAGUGAUGUGCUACAUAUUAACAAGCAUGUGAACUUGUUAUUCAUGUCCUCGGCCUGUGUCUGCCCUUGUUUUCUAAAAGCCAUGCAGGUCUUGCCUGGGAUUUUCUUGAGCUGUUACAUGGGGAUGAAGUAGGAUGGGAUGCCAGUUGCUGAGAGAAGGCUCAGGAAUUGUUAAUUAGGGUAUGGAAGGCUAAGGAUAUUUUGGUAUCCCUAGUCUUAUUUAUGUGUGCUUGACUGCCUCCUUCACUUUUCUGUGACAGAAGUGGGUAGAAGGGCGACAGCCUUUUCUUAUACCUGCCUUUUGUAAGCAGACUCCCUCCAAAUAUGUUGGAUUACUACUUUCUGUGAUCCCCAGUUAGCAUGUCCAAUGGCUGGGGGGAUGUUGGGGUUGGUAAUUCAAACUAUCUAGAAGAUACUGAGUAGCUUACCCCAAUUUCUUCCAACAUUUUUCUGCUGUAGUUUUUCACUAUAAUUUGUAGAAGGGAUCUCUUCUAUUAAAGAUAUUUGUGUGUUCCUGUCUCUUUU